UUUUCUCCCGUACAACUUUUCCAGUAGGGAAGCGAAUAGGAGCACACCCAUAUCAGCAAUUAUCAGCGACAGUAACUAUCUCCAGAUAUAGGCGCAGGAAGAGAAACAGCUGCAGUCGUCCCGGACCCAAAAAAAAACACAACUUUGGUUUCAUCUCCGAUCAAUGCGCGCAACUUUUACGCAUCAAAAGAAGAGAUUUGUUUGUGUGUGGAGACGCUCCGCUCGGCUCCCGCGUUCGUCUCUCGUAUCUGUGUGGAGGGACCAAGUUUGUCCACUCACCUACUGAGUUUUUUGGACGUCUGAAAAGGGACCGGACUGCUUUAUCACCCGGCCGUCCUUAUCUGGACAGACAUCUCCACACGAAUUGUAUUAAGUCAUCUGUUGAAAAAGACGCAGGCAAAUUCUUCUAAAGCAGGCUAGCAGAGCCUUUACGUGUGGCCAGUACCCUAUCACCACCACAGGACCGGGACCAGCCCUGAGACAUCCUCCCUUUAAUUCCUAACACUCCAAACCAGUUGUGAAAAUGUAUCAGAGCCUGGCCUUGUCCUCCAACCAGUCCCCGUACGCGCACGACACCGGGAAUUACAUCCACCCGUCUGCCAGCUCUCCGGUCUAUGUCCCGACCCCCAGGGUCCCGAGUAUGCUGCCCACCCUGCCCUACCUGCAGACCUGCGACUCGACCCACCAGUCCCAUGGCCUCGGCGCUCACCACGGCUGGGCCCAGGCCGCAACGGAUGGCUCCUCUUUCACGCCCAGCAGCCCCCACCCUACGCAUGGCUUCUCGUACUCGCACAGCCCGCCCGUCAGCAGCAACACCGGCCGGGAUGCGAGCUACCAGAGCCCGCUGGUUCUCGGGAACGGCGCCCGGGUGGAUCAGUACGGAGGCGCGCUGGUGCGCUCGGUCGGAGGCUCCUACUCCAGCCCUUACGCCUACAUGAGCCCGGAGAUGGCGACGUCCUCCUGGACGCCGGGACCCUUCGAGGGGGGAGUGAUUAGUCUGCAGGGACGCCAUGGACUGUCUGGGAGAAAGUCCAGUCUGGACCUGAUUGACGACAUGGCCAACGAGGGCAGGGAGUGCGUGAACUGCGGCUCCGUGUCCACGCCACUGUGGCGCAGGGACGGCACCGGCCACUACCUGUGCAACGCCUGCGGCCUCUACCACAAAAUGAACGGCAUCAACAGGCCGCUCAUCAAACCACAGAAACGACUGCAGACCACAUCUCGCAGGGCCGGCCUUUGCUGCACUAACUGCCACACCAGCACCACGACACUGUGGAGACGCAACGCUGAAGGAGAACCAGUGUGUAACGCUUGCGGUCUCUACAUGAAGCUGCAUGGGGUGGCCAGACCUCUGGCUAUGAAGAAAGAGAGCAUUCAGACCAGGAAGCGCAAACCCAAGAUACCCAAGAAUAAAACAUCCACAGGAUCCACCGCUUCCGACACCAGCUCCCCAACAUCGCUGACAGUCUCAGAACACGCCUCAAGCAUUAAGAGCGAACCCAACAUGGCCCCUUCCCCCUACGCUGGACAGACAGUCACGUCUGCCACUCAGACGGCUUCUCAUUUAAACAGCACAGGAUCAGGACAUGUGGACAUUAAAUAUGAGAAUUAUCCUUUUACACCGACCUCCAUGGCCCAACAGAACUCCUGGUGCGCUCUUUCUCAAGCAUGAGAAAAAAAACCUUGAUCUACAGGACCGCCAUACUGACCCAACACAGCUCACCUUGGCCAUCCCUCCAUCCUGUGACCAUUCCUCUUGACUCUGAGCCGUGGGGAAUAGAGAGCUGGGCUGUAUAAACAUUGAAUUUGGGGUUAAUGCGGUGUCUGACAGACGCGUGCGCUCUUCACCUGAGCACCUUGACCAAAUCUGCUUGCCACACUGUAACACACUGGCUCUGUAACAGGCAACCUGGACCAUACUUUAGCUUCACAGUAGUUUAUAUCAACAAAGAUAUUAAUUUCAGCAAUGCGAGACUAGCUUCACAGGGACACAGGGUACCCGAGCUGCGGUUCUACAUAAGGAUAAGUUUGUAUUAUCCAAAGCACAUGGACUCAACAGCUUAGCCAGAGGAAAUGAAGACACUGACCCUGGCUCACCUGAAUUCACACCCAACAAGCCACUUUUCCUCAGCUGGACAACAACAACUACCUAUUACUAAAACAAAAUCUCAGUAUUUGGAGAAACAAAACACCAAGUACGCCAACGCAACAAAAAUCGAGUGGAAUGUAAAAAGACAUGGAUACAGUGACCCCUUUUUAUAUCCUAUAACUGAUUUUAGUUUCCAUUAAGUUUUUGUUGCUGUCGCUGGUGUUUGUUGAUAAACCCUCACUGCUUUCUGUGGUGUUUUCAAGUUAGGAGGGCAAUUUCAGCACAUUGUUGGCAUCGCAGAAAGAAAAAUACCUUUUUUAUGACUGUUGAACAUGUCUCAUUACAAACGUGCAGAUGAUUAACUUUUAUAGGCACAUUAUUUAUGUUGAGAUAAGGACAGUGAAAAGUCAUGGUGGACACUAAAACCAGCCGGUUAUAGCCCACGGUUCGCUGUUGUUGGCUAAGCUAUGACACUUAGUUUGUGUGUGUUUUUACAAGAUAUAAUAUGCAUCUUGUAUGAUUCAUUUAAAAAUCAGAACCAGUCGCGUUGUUUCUCACAUCAUGACUGCAUAUCAGAAGUCUUUUUCAUUUAAAAAUUGAAAGCACAACAAACAAGUUUGAAAUGAUUUUUAACAUAAUAAUCUAAUUUUAUUGUCUUGUAUUUGUCAGUAUGUAAGGGGAUUAUAUUUUCAUACUGUUCUAAUAGCUCUCUCUUGUUCCCUCUCCUUUUUUCAAUGCUCUUUUGAAUCUGUUCAGGUUAAUAAACUGAUUCCCAUUUUA
This is a messenger RNA of Etheostoma cragini (Arkansas darter), 2869 nucleotides long. RefSeq names its product GATA binding protein 5 (gene gata5). Gene Ontology annotation, molecular function: RNA polymerase II cis-regulatory region sequence-specific DNA binding; zinc ion binding; DNA-binding transcription factor activity, RNA polymerase II-specific. Gene Ontology annotation, biological process: negative regulation of transcription by RNA polymerase II; positive regulation of transcription by RNA polymerase II; cardiac muscle tissue development. The transcript has 7 exons. The record is from RefSeq and is a predicted model, not a curated record. Gene Ontology annotation, cellular component: nucleus. NCBI's taxonomy places the organism in Eukaryota, Metazoa, Chordata, Actinopteri, Perciformes, Percidae. Bases 524 to 1672 code for a protein of 382 amino acids.